Molecule: messenger RNA, 1227 nt
Organism: Caenorhabditis briggsae
Lineage: Eukaryota; Metazoa; Nematoda; Chromadorea; Rhabditida; Rhabditidae
Gene: Cbr-gei-15
Product: Protein CBR-GEI-15
Exons: 10
Coding region: 1-1227 (408 amino acids)
Source: RefSeq, a predicted model, not a curated record
AUGUCUCAAUAUGGUAGCGCUGCUAAUUUGAGCAGCUUCCGUGAAAGAACUGGAAGUCCAUCAUACGCAUCUCUUGGAAAGCAUAAGGACGAUUACAAUCGUUUCGAGACUGCACGCCACGCGAUGAAUAGCCGCUCGAACCGAUCACAAACUAGUCAGGAAAAGGAGGAAGUCCGUUUUGGAGGAUUUGGAGAUCGUGCUGGAAGUGGAGUUGAACUGACCGGAUUCAACUGGUCGGGAGGAGAAGUUAUUACUUCUCCAAACCAACUUCCAAAGGCUCUCAAGCCAAGAACUAUGUUCUACUCGCCAAUCGGAGACGGAACUGUAGCGGCUGACGGUUAUGAGCUUAAGAGACGUCCAGUGGAUUUGACUCCAAAAGUCACUGUCACUCAGCUCCAACAUAUCGAACGUGGAGCUAAAGGACAUGAUGGAGUGAACAUCAUUGAGAAGAACUGGAGCACUGGAGGAUCUGUUCCUGCCAGCGAGGCUGGAUUCGGAAGCGAGUACGGACCAGGAAGCGGUAGGAACUCUCGUGCUGCUGCUUUCAGUCCAGAACCAUUCCCAAAACCAGCUACAAAUGGAAAAGCAGCUGCACCACCACCAGCCGACUUUGGAAACUAUCAGCCAAAGUCUGAACCUUAUCCACCGGUUCCUGCUCGCCCCAUCAGCGGACUCGGAAACAACAAUGAUGGAGGAAAUCCAUUUGGAGGAUCUCAGUCCAACUUGGGACCAAAGGACGGGCGUAACAGCGUUGCCUCUUCGGUCUUCUCGGAUCCAUCUUACCGUCUUGAUACCAAAACCGGGUAUCUUAUCACCAAUCCACGUGAGCUCAUCCAUCAGUUUGCUACAAUGACUCCAGUGGCUACAAUUGACGAUAGCGUCAACAACACACCAGUCACUCACACGAUUCAAAAACAAAGUUACUACAAGAGAACCGAGGAAACAACAGAAGAACAAUUUGCACCACAUGCACCAUACAAAGCCAACCAUCCAGUCGCUUCACCAAACAAAUUUGUUCGCCAACUUCGUGAUGAUAACCUGACCCACAGCCAACGUGAAGCCAAUACUCACACCGAGCCAGUAUACCAUAGAGAUCCCAACUACAACCAGCGAUUCCAGGAAAUUAGAACUAAAUCUAAUACAUACUCAAGAGGAGGAGAUGAUAUUGACCAGCUUACACAACAACUUGUCAGCGGUAUGCAAAGCGGAAAGUCGCGAUACAAUUAA